UUUUUCUAAAAUCCAUAGCGCGAGCGUAAUGCGCUAAUAAAGUAGUACGACGCGAGCACGAUCUCUAACCAAAGCAAUUUUUGUCGAGUCAGAAAUCCUUCGACGUUUGCUUCGUAUCCGAUUUACGGAACAACAUACUGUCGACUCCAGCUGACCCACUUCUUCCAUUAAUUAACGCUUUUCUUCGAAAGUUACACGAUGCAAAAGUUUCCACGAUGCUGCAAAAUUAACCUACGAUCUACGUUCGAGAAUUUUGGGCCGAAAACGUAACGAACGACAAGGGGUCGGGAUUACAAGCUCGACGAGAAGGUAGGGAGCGUGGUCGAAGUGAAUGGCUUUCUCAUCGGAUCCGUGGAUCUUCAGUAUUCCUGGUUCCAGUCGGACCGAUGGACGGUCUCCUCUCGCGUGCUAUUUGCUACAUCGGCCGGAUCGGUCUGCUCGAUGUUCGAUGUUCGAUCGUAACUGAGAAACUUGCGACGGGACGAAAAAUUUAGUGUUCGAACGUCCGGCACGUUUUUUGCCAACUGUAACCAUGAACGCGGCAACGAUCUUGUUGGUCCUCGUGAUAGGAUUAGCCUACGGUCAAUUGAAUUUCGAGGGUAACCCGUUGACGGAGGAUACCGAGUACACGGCUGUGGAAUCACGAUUCUCCGAAAAAACUGCAGGACAACAGGAAACCACGGUGGACGUGAUCAAUGCUUCGGCAGAAUCUCCUCAAAACGUUCAUCUACUAUUCUCAGACGUUAAAAACUCAUCCCAGUAUGCAAAUCCGACAAAAACUUCCAUCGAUGAUCAUCCAGUGAAUCAUACGUGGUCGCACCUUGAAAGGCAACAGAGGAUCGUUCAAUCGGGUCGUCAUCUGUCUGCGAAUACGUACAAUCAAGGAAUCGCCUCCGUCAACAACGUUGAAGUUGCCUUGAACUCUUUUCUUAAUUCGAAGACGCCAGAGGAAUCACGUCUGUCUUUGGACCAUUAUCUACAAAGCCGAGAAAUCCCUCAGAAUGCCAAAGCAAUAAUCACCAAUCAACAGCAAUUAACGCAACAGCCAGUAACACGUGUUAAUCAGGAGACCGUGUCUUCUCCGGUGAACCAACACUUGACUGCGCAACUCAUGCAACAAAGGCAGGCGCCGCAAACUUUUCCAGUUGGCCAACCAGCUAAUCAACCGACCUACGGUGCGCCUGUGAACUCGGUGGAUCUUCGUUCGACUAUGUCAAAUCCGGCAACCGCGUCACUGAUGCAGCAACAGCAGAUGUUACAACCGUACGCAUCUGGAAUUCAGGCAAGGAACGACGUCUACUAUCCUGGAUGGUAUCAACGCGUAAGAAGGGUGCGUGGAAAGCCGUUUCCCUAUGCGCAAUCCAGGGGUGGUCCAGGAUUCUACGCCGGUCCAGUUCCUCCAGCAGUGCCGUUCAAGCAGAAAGGCCCACCCAUUGAAGUAAUCUACACGAAGCCACCAGGAUUUCAUCGUGGGCCACCACCUAUCAGCAACCCUCCGGUUCCGUACGAAGACGCUAGUGCUUGGUUCCCUGAAGCUGAUCAUCCACCGUCAACCAAAGAUGUUUACUAUUCUCAGCUAUACGCUCAAUCCUAUGAUCCUUAUUAUUACAAUUAUAUCGCCAAAACGGGCAAAAUAAAUCCUCAUCUGUACGGCAAAUUAGGUAAGUAUCACGAAGAAGAAGGGGACGGUAUCUGGGGAGAAUUGUAUCGAGGAUUCAAGAAACACGGCCUGAAAAAUAUCAUGACACCAACGUUUCUCUUGGGAAUGACUCUCCCUGUGGUCACUCUGAUGCUCACGGCUCUCGUACAGAAAAGGUCUCUGUCCAGAUCGGAUUCGAGAGAAUUGACAAUGGAGAACAAGAUCCAGGAUUAUUUAGAACAAGUUCAGAAAGCCGUGGAAUGUUACGAGAAGAAACGUAGGAAGAGGAACACGAGUACAGAUGAGUGUUAGAAUUAUGAUUGAUUUUAUUAAUUUAUUGAAUGUGGAUAUCGAAUGGGUAAUAGAUGAAACGGAAAGGAUAUCUAGAAAUCGUGUACAUAUUUCGUGUAACAUAUUAACGAGGGAAAUGCUCGUAAGAUUGUGUAGAACAGAGAGUGAUUUCUCUUACAAAUGAUUCUCUGUCGCAGUCGGUGGUUUAUAGCGAGUGAUUAAUUACAUAAAAUCGCGGUAGACCAUCACGAGAUAUCAAUGGGGAGAAGGUGACAGUGAAACGUCUCCCGCGACGAGAGUGGCUAAACGUGAGAAGCAAACUUUCGCGGGUCAAUUAUCUACGACCCUAUUCGCAUCCGCGUGGGUGUGCAACUCGCGGAUAGUAAGAUUAAUUACCAAUGAUAUCGAGCUACUUUUACUUUUCUAACAAACUACUCGACCACGAGUGGAUUAGUAGUAGCGGCUUUGAUUAUAAACGAUGCAAUUGGGAAAUACAAAAACGUUGAAACUUUA
Bombus terrestris (buff-tailed bumblebee) is the source of this 2443-nucleotide messenger RNA. RefSeq lists its product as uncharacterized. The coding region runs from base 533 to 1951 and encodes 472 amino acids. Lineage: Eukaryota; Metazoa; Arthropoda; Insecta; Hymenoptera; Apidae. The record is from RefSeq and is a predicted model, not a curated record. The transcript has 5 exons.